Molecule: messenger RNA, 2119 nt
Organism: Cololabis saira (Pacific saury)
Lineage: Eukaryota; Metazoa; Chordata; Actinopteri; Beloniformes; Belonidae
Gene: tpp1
Product: tripeptidyl peptidase I
Exons: 13
Coding region: 71-1750 (559 amino acids)
Biological process (GO): proteolysis; central nervous system development
Molecular function (GO): serine-type endopeptidase activity; tripeptidyl-peptidase activity
Source: RefSeq, a predicted model, not a curated record
CGUCACGUGACUCUGCGUCUGCAUAACACGCGAGCUGACUUCAGAAAGAGCAGUGAAAGAAGAGGACACAAUGAAAACCCUACUGUCCUUCUCCGUCCUGCUGUUGUUCGCCUCACCAGCCUGGAGUGGAUAUCUGGAAUAUGACCAAGACGUGCUGAUACCACAGGACUGGACUCAUGUCGGCCGAAUUGAUCCUUCGGAGGAGCUGCAGCUGACUUUUGCGUUGAAGCAGCAGAAUGUUCAGCUGUUGGAGGAGACGCUCAGGCUGGUGUCGGACCCCGACUCAGCUCAGUACGGUAAACAUCUCAGCCUGGAAGAAGUCGCUUCUCUUGUAUGUCCAUCCGAAAUCACACAGAAGGUGGUGCGUCACUGGCUGCAGAGUCAUGGGGUUUCAGAUUGUCUGACUGUUCACACUCAGGACUUUUUACAGUGCACCAUGACUGCAAAGGUUGCAGAAAGGCUGCUUCCAGGAAGUAGGUUCCAUCGUUUCUCCAGGGACGGCCUGUCUAUAGCGAGGUCUUCUGCUCCUUACUCUGUCCAUGACGACGUUCAUCAACACCUCGAUUUCGUUGGAGGUCUUCAUCGUGUUCCACCUCCGAGGAAGAACCCCAGUAAGAAGCAGCAGCAGUCUAAUACGGGGCUGCACGUCGGAGUGACCCCUGCUGUCCUGAGAGCUCGCUACAACCUGACAGCCGCUGAUGUUGGGUCGGCUCAGAACAACAGCCAGGCUGUAGCUCAAUUCUUGGAGCAGUACUACCACCCCGCCGAUUUAGCUGAGUUUAUGAGCAUGUUUGGUAGAAGCUUCCAGCAUCUGUCUAAGGUGGAUCGAGUGGUCGGCACCCAGGGAGGAGGAAAGGCCGGUCUGGAAGCCAGUCUGGAUGUAGAGUACAUCAUGAGCACAGGGGCAAACAUCUCCACAUGGGUCUUCACUAAUCCAGGCCGUCAUGAGACCCAGGAGCCCUUCCUCCAGUGGAUGGUCUUGCUCAGCAACAUGUCCGACCUGCCGUGGGUUCAUACUAUCAGCUACGGAGACGACGAAGACAGCCUGUCAACAGCAUACAUGAUGCGCAUCAACACAGAGUUUAUGAAGGCCGGUGUCAGGGGGAUCUCCCUGCUCUUUGCCUCUGGGGACAGCGGUGCUGGAUGCAGACACAUGGGUAAAGAACAGAACUCCUUCAGACCCAGUUUUCCAGCCUCAAGCCCAUAUGUGACCACAGUUGGAGGAACGUCCUUCAAGAACCCAUUUAAAGUCACAUAUGAGGUCACAGAUUACAUCAGUGGAGGCGGUUUCAGUAAUGUCUUCAGCAUGCCAAACUACCAGGUGAGCGCAGUACAAGCGUACCUGAAGACCAUCGCAGCAUCUCUCCCCCCUAAGUCCUACUUUAACACCAGCGGCCGGGCCUACCCAGACAUAGCUGCCCUGUCUGAUAACUACUGGGUGGUCUCCAACAGAGUGCCUGUCCCCUGGGUGUCUGGGACCUCGGCAUCGACCCCUGUGGUUGGAGGCAUGAUCUCCCUUAUCAAUGGUCAGCGUCUGUCGAAGGGGCUGCCGGCCCUGGGCUUCCUCAACCCACGCCUCUACAAGCUCAAAGGACAGGCCCUUUUUGACGUGACUGAAGGUUGUCACCUUGGCUGUCUGGACGAGCAGGUUCAGGGGAAGGGUUUCUGUGCUGCGCCAUCAUGGGACCCAGUUACUGGAUGGGGGACACCAAACUACCCUGAACUUCUAGCAGCCCUCCUGACGGAGUGAACAUUUAGAAUCCAUCAAAGUUGAAACACCAAUUACUUUAAAGGCUGGGCAGUGGAAUAGCGACACUCCACGCCAUUGCCUUUUGAUUUAUUUAAGUAAAUGUUCAAGUUUGAAUCAUUAUUUACAUCUUGCUCAUUUCCACUUAUCAUUUUGACGAUAGCUGCAUCACAUCUUCUGUGAAAUGGGUUUUUUGUUAGCUUCAAAUCGACAUUUUUAAGUCAGGAAUUGUGACAGAUUUUAGCGAACUUUUCCUGCAGUUUACUGCUGACAUGGAUCUUCCAUCAUAUCCAAAACACCUGAUACUUGAAAUGGAAAGGAUUUGCGUUAUGCUUCAAUUAAAUAAAAAUGUGAUGAAACCUCUGAAACAAA